Hevea brasiliensis (rubber tree) is the source of this 1236-nucleotide messenger RNA. Its product is annotated as vesicle-associated membrane protein 714. Lineage: Eukaryota; Viridiplantae; Streptophyta; Magnoliopsida; Malpighiales; Euphorbiaceae. Gene Ontology annotation, cellular component: membrane. The record is from RefSeq and is a predicted model, not a curated record. The transcript has 4 exons. Gene Ontology annotation, biological process: vesicle-mediated transport. Bases 230 to 892 code for a protein of 220 amino acids.
UACCAAAUCCCACGAACCUUAAAACGGCCGUGUGUAGAAUCGCCGGUGGCAUCUCUGGGAGGCUCCACUCGAGCCUGUCGUUUGUCAACUUAAUUUCUUAAUUCUUAUAUUAGCUUCCAAAGGCUGAAAUCCCAAGAAAAUAUUCAAAAAGGAAAACAAAAAAGAGAGAGAAACCUCUCUUCCAUGUAGUAAACGUAUACGCAUACAGAGACACGAAAUUUAGAUAGAGAUGGCGAUCGUGUACGCGGUGGUGGCGCGGGGCACGGUGGUGCUGGCGGAGUUCAGCGCGGUGACGGGGAACACAGGGUCGGUGGCUAGGCGGAUCCUCGAGAAACUUCCAUCUGAGGCUGAUUCUAGGCUGUGCUUUUCGCAAGAUCGCUAUAUAUUUCACAUUCUCAGAUCGGAUGGCCUCACUUUUCUCUGCAUGGCUAACGACACCUUUGGCCGGAGAAUUCCAUUUUCAUACUUGGAGGACAUUCAUAUGAGGUUCAUGAAAAACUAUGGUAGAGUGGCCCACUAUGCACCUGCUUAUGCAAUGAAUGAUGAGUUUUCGAGGGUCUUGCAUCAGCAAAUGGAAUUUUUCUCUAGUAACCCAAGUGUUGAUACUCUCAAUCGUGUAAGGGGUGAAGUUGGCGAGAUUCGCACAAUCAUGGUAGAAAACAUUGAAAAGAUACUAGAGAGAGGUGACCGGAUUGAGCUUCUUGUUGACAAAACUGCAACAAUGCAAGACAGUGCAUUUCACUUCAGGAAGCAAUCUAAGCGUCUCCGAAGAGCACUUUGGAUGAAAAAUGCCAAGCUCUUGGCCCUGUUGACGUGCGUGAUUGUUCUAUUGCUGUACAUAAUAAUUGCUGCUGCUUGUGGAGGCAUCACUCUACCUUCAUGCAGGUCUUGAUUGGCUGUUUUACCGGCAUUGAAUAUGCUGAGGUAUGGUAAUGAAUUGUGAAAUUCUGCAGUGAGCUGUGAAAUUUUGAGUCUUUACGAGGAAUCUAUACCUCUACAAGGUGCCAGAAAUAAUACUGUAGUUUGUCAUGCUGUUGUUGCAUAUGGCACAAAUGAUAUAUGCUUUGAGAAGCCCUGUAUGCCUCACUUUUAUUGUCAUGAAUCAUCUGUGUAUACUGUAAUUUAAUGUUAGUUUUGGAAUAGAUAUUUUUUUCUAAUAGAAAAAUAUUGGAGUCCUUAAAUAUCAAACGAGAAACAUGAAAUUCUUGUUUAGAAAUUGCAUUUUACCUUCAUUUA